AUGUCGGAUGCAGCUCGCUGGAAAGCAACCGUCUACGUCGGUGGUCUGGCACCACAAGUGACCAACGCCAAUGUGGUUGACGCCUUCAUUCCGUUUGGAGAGAUCGUCGAGGUGAAACUGCCGAAGCCAGAUGCCUCCAAUACAGGACAAACCCAUAAAGGCUUCGCCUACGUCGAGUUUGAGGACAGUUCGGAUGCUAAAGAGGCUAUCGACAACAUGGACCAAGCAGAGUUCUUUGGCCGAACAUUGAAGGUCUCCCUAGCCAAAGCACCCAAGAGUGCUCAAGAAGGCCUAGGCAGCAAGACCGCCAUUUGGGACCAGGAGGGCUGGUUGGCAGAGAACGCCGCAGGUGAAGCAGACCUACAAGCUCCAUCUGGCCCAGAUCCCAUGCAAGGCUUAGAGGAUUUGGACGUUGCUGGCCCAAAGCAGCAAUAG
Cordyceps militaris CM01 is the source of this 435-nucleotide messenger RNA. RefSeq names its product RNA recognition protein, RNP-1. NCBI's taxonomy places the organism in Eukaryota, Fungi, Ascomycota, Sordariomycetes, Hypocreales, Cordycipitaceae. The coding region runs from base 1 to 435 and encodes 144 amino acids. The transcript is spliced from 2 exons. The record is from RefSeq and is a predicted model, not a curated record. Gene Ontology annotation, molecular function: RNA binding.